Mustela erminea (ermine) is the source of this 1766-nucleotide messenger RNA. Its product is annotated as glucokinase regulatory protein-like. Gene Ontology annotation, cellular component: cytosol; mitochondrion; nucleoplasm. The record is from RefSeq and is a predicted model, not a curated record. NCBI's taxonomy places the organism in Eukaryota, Metazoa, Chordata, Mammalia, Carnivora, Mustelidae. Gene Ontology annotation, biological process: glucose homeostasis; carbohydrate derivative metabolic process; response to fructose. Gene Ontology annotation, molecular function: fructose-6-phosphate binding; carbohydrate binding; enzyme inhibitor activity.
AUGUGCGCCCAGCACGGGGCCUCGUACACAACUGAUGUCAAACGAAACGGAACGAAAGCUAACGCGCGACAACUCCCGUCGUUACCUGGACAACCCGCCACGACUGCCGCUGACGCGCUGUCGCUGACGCUCACGCUGACGCGUGUACAGCGAGACACACUUCGCAAAUUCACCACAGACCUUCGCUGUGAAGCAGAGAGAAAGUGCGCAGGCGCAUUGAGGUCUAGGGCGGGACCGAGAGGACCUGAAUCCUCUCUUCAACCAAUCCUGUCGUCGCUUGCAAACUCAAGCUCAGGCCACGCCCACGAGCCCUCCGCAAAAUCGAGGUCCUAUGGCAUCGCGGUCUUCCUCCCGCCUGGAUUGUCUGGGUAUGAGGCAGCCCUGCCAAUCACAGAGGAGUCAAACCCACUGACCCAGGACCUCGACAAAGCAGAUGCCGAGCAAAUUGUUCGAUUGCUGGGACAAUGUGAUGCUGAGAUCUUCCAGGAGGAGGGGCAAGUCAUGCCCACAGACUAGAGACUGUAUAGUGAAUCAGUUCUGACCACCAUGGUCCAAGUGGCUGGCAAAGUGCAGGAAGUGCUGAAGGAACCUGAGUGGGAGCUGGUGGUGCUGAGUGGAGGGGGCAACUCUGGCAGGAUGGCGUUUCUCAUGUCGGUCUCCUUCAACCAGCUGAUGAAAGGUCUAGGACAGAAACCCUACACCUACCUCAUUGCAAGCAGUGACAGGUCUGUGGUGGCAUCUAGGGAGGGGACAGAAGAUAGUGCCCUGCACGGGAUUGAAGAACUGAAGAAGGUGGUCGCUGGGAAGAAGAGGGUGAUUGUCAUUGGCAUUUCGGUGGGACUCUCUGCUCCCUUUGUGGCAGGCCAGGUGGACUCCGGCAUGGACAGCCCAGGCACCUUCUUACCAGUCCUGGUUGGUUUCAGCCCCGUGAACAUGGCCAGACCACCCCUGGAGAUGCUGGUGCCCGGCCAGGGACCAGCAGAGCUUAGUUUUCAGGGAAUUGUGCCUUCCCCUGGGCAGGGCUGGGUACCCAUGCUGUCUAGAGGGGGCCCUGGGCCCACCCCGGGAGCUGGUGGCCUUUCUCCCAGGUGCCUUCUGGAAAUCCUGCGGACAUUAGAGCGGGCUCAUCAGGUGACCUAGAGUCAAAGCCCGAAGAUUGCUGCCCUGACGAUGCAAGCCAGCACCAGCCUGGAGAAAAAAGGCCGUGUGUACCUGGUUGGCUGGCAGACCCUGGGCAUCAUGGCCUUCAUGGAUGGAGUGGAGUGUAUCUACACCUUUAGUGCCGACUACCGAGAUGUCUGCGGCUUUCUCACUGGUGAUCACAGUGACAUGUUUAACCAGAGGACGGAGCUCCUCCACCAGGGUCCCCAGUUCUCCUUCUCCCAAGAGGACCUCCUGACGUGCAUCUUGCCAUCCCUCACAGAAAUCGACACCGUGGUCUUCAUUUUCACCCUGGAUGACAACCUCACGGAGGUGCAGGCGCUGGUGGAGCAGGUGAAGGAGAAGACGGCCCACAUCCAGGCCCUGGCGCAUAGCACCGUGGGGCAGACCCUGCUGACCCCUCUGAGGAAGCUCUUCCCCAUCAUCAGCAUCACGUGGCCACUGCUUUUCUUCGAAUACGAAGGGAACUUCAUCCAGGUAUGGGGAAUGAGAGGGUGUUCUCUGUGCUGAGGGACUCAGAGGGGGAAGGGUUCCAGAAAUUAGAAAACUCAAGGCUGGGGUGCCUGGGUGGCUCCGUGGGUUAAGCCUCUGCCUUUGGCUCAGGU